GUCAGACUCAAUGUUGCCUUUCAACAAACUCCAACAGACUUCAAGAACUCUGAAAUCACCAGCAAAACUCACCAACGUACUUUAAGAGGGGGAAUCAUCAGGAAGAGCUGCCGCUCCAAAACAAUCACAUCUGAUUUGAGAGAUUUUCUGUGAACUAUAUCAGGGUAAACUAUGACCACGCCAAGCACUCAGAGCAAAUUGCGACCCAUCCUGCUCACUGUUCUACUGCUGGGAGGCUUCAUGAUUUUUAUGUUGAUGUACGUCAAGCCAUCUUCACAAUGGUUGUAUGAGCCGGUAAAGUCUGUAGUUUGCCCUGACCAGGUCACCCCCACUACAGAGCUGGUCACCACCAACACCACCAAAGUGCAGAAGGAAGAAAAGAAGACCAUUCUGUUGGUUUGGUUGGUUCCUUUCGGACAACAAAACGACCUGAAUUUCUGCAAGUCGCAGUUCAACAUGGACUACUGCAUCAUGACCACCGAUAAGAACAUGUACAGCAAAGCAGACGGGCUUCUGUUCCAUCACCGAGACAUCAGGGGUGACUUGUCAAACCUGCCAAAGGCACAACGACCGCCACACCAGAAGUGGAUCUGGAUGAACAUGGAGUCGCCUUCCCAUUCAGGAAAUUUUAACGGUCUAGAUGAUAUGUUCAAUUUGACUCUCAAUUACCGUCGGGAUGCAGACAUCCCGGCGCGUUACGGAUACCUCGUUAAAAAAGAGAAUGAAAAGAAAUUUGAACUUCCCAACAAAAACAAGCUCAUCUGCUGGAUUGUGAGCAACUAUAACCCCAACCACGCACGGACAAAAUAUUUCAAUGAGUUGCGUCAACAUAUUGAAAUCUCUACGUUUGGACGAGGCUUUGGAAGGUACGUGUCUGAUGGGGAUUACGCCAACAUUGUGUCCAGCUGUAAGUUCUACUUAAGUUUUGAGAACUCAGUCCACACAGACUAUAUAACAGAGAAACUGUACAGACCCCUCUCUUUGGGCACAGUGCCCGUGGUCCUCGGCCCAUCCAGACAGAACUACGAGUACUUUGUUCCAAGAGACGCUUUUAUUCACACAAACGACUUCAAGUCACCCAAAGAGCUGGCCGACUACCUGCAUGUCCUGGAAAAAAACGAAACGCUGUACAUGAGGUACUUCGACUGGAAGCAGUUUUAUGAUGUGAAGGGAACAUCGUUCUGGAUAGAACACGCAUGCCGGGCUUGUGAACAUUUGAGAACGGACAAUCGGUACAACGCAUUCAGAAGCCUUCGGUCGUGGUACUGGGGAUGAUGGUACAUUUACUUUAAAGUACCACAAGAUUAAGAAGGUUACAGUAAAGAAAAAGAUUUGUCGGAUGAAAUAUUCUUAUACGAUUCAACUUGAAGUUUUUGCUAAACUGUUAAAACAUACAUAAUGUUGUUGCACUGAUUUCUUUUUUUUUUUUUAUCCACGCAAUAUAAAAGUAGAUUAAAAAUAAAUUAUAAAAUAAAAAUAUUUAUGUGAAGUAAAAAGUAAUUGAACAACUAAAUAUUUCUGCGCAAAUUAACAAAAAAUAUUUAUUUUCCCUAUGGUCGUGGUGCUGUAGAAGAGUGGUCGACCUCGGAUCAGAAAAUUUGAGGUUCGAUUCCCACCUUGCCCACCCAUGUGUCGAAGUGUCCUUGGGCAAGACACCACCAGUGUGUGACUGUGUGUGUGAAUGGGUCUGUGACUGUGAAGCGCUUUGUGCUUUCGAGGAAGGUAGAAAGUGUUUUAUAAGUACACGCCAUUUACGGCAUUCAUCAUUUAAAAAAAUUCUAAAAAGUUCAAUUUGGUGAAAAUUUUAUCUCAACUAUAAUUUAUUCUGAGAGAGGAAUAACAACUUGAUUACUUUUAAAAAGAAAACAACUAAAAAUAUAUUUAUUUAAAUUUUCAAAACGUAAUUUAGACUUAAGAUAAUUACAAACACAUCUGUUCAUUUUUUAUUUUUGUACCCGUUCGUGUGAACUUUCCAUUAUUUAGACACUCUUUUUACAUUUUUUUUUUCAGUUGGUUUACCAUUAUUUUAGGAUGUCACUGCACCUUAAAUGGGUUAUAUUAUUUAUUAUUAGUUGAACACUGAUUUUAUCAUCUGCUUGUAAGAAUGCACAAUUAGACAACAUGAUGAUAAUAACACACAUAAGUGGGAUUAACACUAAAGAAAAUGACACACAACGAAGGCGAGGAUCCAGCACUACACAAAAAGAAAUGACAUUUAUACCUCUGGGGGUGAUGAAUGUAAUGCAAGGGCAGCACCACUUACUGAAACCAAAGAAAUGAACUUGCAGUUUCUUGAGCCAAGUUUUAUUCUGUGUCAUCACUGGAGUCUAUUUUUCAGUGUCAAAGGGUCAAAGACGUUUAUCUUUAAACCUCCGACUAAUGAAGCUCACAGCUGUGUGUGUUGGCGCUCCAUCCGACUGUGAAGAAAACACCAAAGCGUACUUUUUUAUAUUUGUUGUCAUGUGUUUUUACAAGUUUUAUUACAUAAAAUAUAUUUUUAUAUAUAUAUUUUCUGGGAUGGUGGAGGAUGGUGGUGGUGGGGCCCUAUUAAACCUAUGAGAUUUUACAUCUGUGGGGGUUUCUUAUUACUUACAACUGAAUGUUUUGUGCCCAAACAGACUAAAUGAGGCACUUUGAUUUGUAUGAAGGCUUGCGGUUCGCUCCUCUCCAUUUUAGACAGCACUAUAGUGGAUUUAAAACUUCUCAGGGUUUGUUGUCACUUUUGCAGCUCAUGUAAGAAAUUAAAGUUUUUGUGUCAAGUGUGCCUCAAAGCAGCAGAAAUCAAGUGGUAAUAAUGUGACUGUAGACUGUAACAGAGGAGAGGGGAUAUUUUUCUUAAUGACUAGAGUGUUGUCUGAAAGUGUCAAAUAAAAGGUGGCAGCAACAAAUAAACCUCACAAUGGAACCAAAUUAUUUUUUUAAGCUGAUGCUGCUUAAGUAAAUUAAAGCUUUUAUCUUUGAAACAGCUGGAGACUUUUUUUUUUCAAACGAAACAAUUAAAACGUUUUCAGAAACUCUUGGAGUCUUUUCUUAUUUCAAUUGAAAUAUCACAUUUUAUACGUUUGCAAACGUGUAAAAAAAUGUAAUUUUUUGUCAAAACAUUUUUUUUUCUAUGACUGUUAUCUAAACAUCUAAUCUAAAUUUCCAGAAUAAGAUGUGCUUUUUAACAAGAAGCAGUGGUCAGAAUACAAAAAGUAUUAUUUUGAUAUAAUUAGAGUAAGUAAGAUGCUAAAAAGUCAAAAGAAGAUAAGUUGGCAGUAAUUUACUAGAUCAUGUGGCUGUAAAAAAAAUUAAAAUGUGCACAUCAGGUUGCCAUUUUCUGCAUUUUUCUUUCACUAUUAGAUAACAAAUAAUCAAUGGAUUCUGACUGUAAUUCUUUAUGUAAACUCUCUUGGCUUAUAAAAAUUGUAUUAAACCACUUUUAAUUCAAAUAAUAAUUGAUCAGUGAAACAGACAAAUUAAAAAAAAAAAAAA
Messenger RNA from Oryzias melastigma (Indian medaka), 3474 nucleotides. Its product is annotated as 4-galactosyl-N-acetylglucosaminide 3-alpha-L-fucosyltransferase 9. Gene Ontology annotation, molecular function: alpha-(1->3)-fucosyltransferase activity. Gene Ontology annotation, cellular component: membrane. Bases 172 to 1275 code for a protein of 367 amino acids. The record is from RefSeq and is a predicted model, not a curated record. The transcript has 3 exons. NCBI's taxonomy places the organism in Eukaryota, Metazoa, Chordata, Actinopteri, Beloniformes, Adrianichthyidae.